AUGGUCGAUCAUCAUCACGCAAUACCCGAACUCUCAGAAAGAGAGAGGUGCAUCGUUGAAAACCCAGGUGGCUUCUGCACAGAGAUCUAAACAACUAAUGAUUUAUUUAACUCUGUGAUGGCUGCAUCAAACUAUCUGAAAAAAAGAUUGAACACUGAAAGAGUAGACGUUGGUGUUAUUUUUGGCAGUGGGCAUUUAAGUCUUGCUUAUGAAGUUGAGAAUCCUUAAAUUGUGAAAUAUAUCGAGAUACCAUUCUUCCCAGUAUCUACUAAUCUAGGUCAUGGAAGAGAGCUGGUCUAUGGUCAGCUGCAUGGCAGAAAUGUGAUCUUGUUCACUGGAAGGAUACACAUAUUUGAGGGAUACAGAAAUUACUACCUUACAUUCAUGGGUUAGCUGUGCGCAUUCUUAGGCUGUUAACUGCUGAUAUCUACUAAUAGUUGUGGAGGAAUUAGCAAUUAACUUAAUGUUGGAGAUUUUGUCAUAAUGUCUGAUGGAUUAAACUGCAGCUAUCUUCCAUUUUUAAAUGGUAAUAUCCCUCUAUUAAACCUUUUAGCUAAUAUUUAUGAUAAGAAAUUUUCUCUGAAGCAACAUGAAAACUACUUCAAAUCAGGUUCAUUUGUAUACACUCCUGAGUUGAUAGAAUUCGCUAGACAGUGUGGAAAGGAAGUUGGACUUGAACUAAUGGAUGGAUGCUACAGCGUAUGGCCUCUACCUAACUUUGAAACAGCUGCUGAAAUCUAAUUUACUAAAGAAAUAGGAUCUCUUGUUUCAGGAGCAAGCACCGUUCCAGAAUAGAUGGCUGCAACAAUGCUAGGAGUUAAGUGUCUAGGAUUCGCUGCAGUAACCAACCCAGCCACUGGUACCACAGAUGGAAGUUGGGUUCACGACGGGGAACAUAACCUUAUUGCUGCAAAGAAAUGCCUUCAGGGCCUAAGAAAGACCAUUUGGAAAGUUAUUGAAAAAUUCGAAUUUGACUAAGAGCAUAGAUUUACUCAUAAUCAUUUAGACUAGAGUUUCCUUUAACUUGCGAAAGUGCCAAAAUAACUAGAUAAGGAAUAAGUUAUAAAUGGGCUAAUGGCCAAGAUAUAAAGCUACAAAGUAGGCCAUCCCAACAUUGAUAGAGUACUCUGGUUUAUGAGCGAAAGUCUUUAUAAUCAAUAUAUGUCUCAAAAUAUUAAAUAAGUUAAAGAUCUUUAUUUCAUAAAUCUAAACUCUGUCUAACCAUUCAGAACUAGAUCAUAAACCCUAAGUGUUAAGGAUAGUUCUUUUGAUAGCUAAGUUAGUGAAGUUGGCACCUAUUUUAACAAGAGAUUCUAUAAAUUUACUGAUGAAAAUCUCGAUCAUCUCGAAGAUAUUCCUUAUCAAUAAAUCAACAAUCUACAUUAAGUUACCCUCUUUGGGUUUGAAGGUCCUAUGUAUCCAACAAAGACUGAACUAAACUAAGCUAUAUUAACAGAUUUUGACGUUUAUACAAUUACAAACAUCAGUUUUAUGGAUUUGGCUUUAAACAUGGGUUUUGACUCUAAAACUUUUGCUUGUACUAACGACUAAUCAGAUUAAAAGGUUCUUUAAAAUUCACUUGACUAAAUUUAUUCUCAAACACUACAAAAUUAAAGUAGAGUACAUGAGAAAAGUCAUUAUAUGAAGAAAAGGGUGAGUCCUAUUUUUGACUUUGAAAUCAACGUCGUUCAUGAUUGGACUUCAAUAAAUGAAGCUGCCUUGUGUUUAAGAGAGAUGAUUGGUACACAUGAUGAUGUCAUAGUCUUUGACCAUGAAAUUACUUCAGUAUUCAAAGAGUCAUCCUAUUAAAUUCAGAAGAAAGUCAUGCUAAAUUUACUCGACUUUGGUGACAAAUAAGUCGAAGUACUUCUAGUAAAAACUCCUGAAGGUAAAAGUGUUGUCAUCAUCACUGACACUAUGACUUACUAAUCUCAUGUACCAUAUUAGUCAAUCAUAUUGCCAAUGAGAGUCGUCAUAUUGGGAACUGAGGCAAAGAAUUUCAUAGUCUGUCCUAAAGUCUGGAUGCUAAAAGAUAAAUAGACAACUGGGUCUCUUUACGUAGUUAAUGAUCAUGCAUGUCUGAAUGCUCAUUCUCCAGGUAUUGGAGUAAAUUUGAAUGAGUAAUAUAAAUUAGAUUAAACUUUUACUAGAUAUGGAGCAAGAUUCUACGAUUGUUCCUCAACCUAUGAUAAAGAUAUAACUCAAACUCUAAAAGAAUAAGUUAAAUAAUCAGGAUAGAGUUAUCAAGAUGGCGCUGUAUUUUGGAUAAACAAUACCUCUAUACCAUCUCAAGCAUUUGAAUAAUUAGCUAUUGGCUUAUCAAAUCAGAAAGUUGAAUUCAAUGCGAUGGUAAAAUCUGGAGUGAGUGAGCUUUUAGCUGUUCAACAUAGAAAAACAAAGGAAAGUAGAUUCAAGUUGAGAUCUGGAAUGAUAGGAUUAGUAACAGAUUCAGUUAUAAGAUCUCAAAAACUAAAUGAUUCAUUCAAUCUAGGGUGCAAAACUCUCUUUGGUGUCCUUUUCAAUACUCUCAAAGAAAUAUCCAGAGAAAGAUAGUGA
Messenger RNA from Stylonychia lemnae, 2556 nucleotides. NCBI's taxonomy places the organism in Eukaryota, Ciliophora, Spirotrichea, Sporadotrichida, Oxytrichidae. The record is from the annotation of a GenBank genome assembly.